AAACAAAGCUCCGGAAGCUCAGGGGUUCACUUGGGUGGCGUGGCUCCGCCUCAGAAUCCAGCUUAAUUGACUUAUCUCUGCAGGUGGAGGCUGAUUUUCUCUGCUGCUUGCACACAGAGCAUCAGUGUUUGUCCUGCACCUCUCAGCAGCUCACACAGCAUUUGAUUCUGUGGACUUGCAGGCCACGCUUGAGUCAAGGAGGACUCUGCUGCUUUAACAGGAAUAAUUUUCGGUGUACCACCUAGUGAAGUAGGGAAGACAUCUCCCUGCGUCGCCAAAGCUGUGCUAACUGGCCUAGAGGAGCUCAAGGGCAACAAAUUCACCAACACCACCAGCAAUGGGUAAUUCCAAGAGUGGCGCUGUGUCCAAGGAGAUCCUGGAGGACCUGAAGCUUAACACUAAGUUCUCAGAGACUGAGAUUGUCCAGUGGUACGGAAACUUCCAGAGGCAGUGUCCAUCAGGCCGCAUCUCGAAAGAGGAGUUUCAGACCAUCUACAGCAAGUUCUUCCCCGACAGCGACGCCAACACGUAUGCCCAACAUGUCUUCCGCUCCUUCGACACGAAUGACGACGGCACCCUGGAUUUCAAGGAGUACAUCAUUGCUCUCCACAUGACAUCGACAGGCAAGACCACCAGGAAACUGGAGUGGGCCUUCUCGCUGUUUGACGUGGACAAGAACGGUUACAUCACCAAGUCAGAGGUCAAGGAAAUUUGCACGGCGAUUUUCAAGCUGAUUCCCAAAGAGGACUUGCCUAAUUUACCUGACGAUGAGAACACAGCCGAGAAGCGGGCAGACAAACUCUGGAGUUACUUUGAUAAGGGUGAAAAUGAGCGAGUGGCAGAAGGAGAGUUCAUCCAGGGAGUGUUGGACAAUGACGAAGCUCUUCGUUUGAUUCAGUAUCAACCUUCAAAGUAACUCUUCCAACCAAAUGGUUCUUCGCUUUCUCAACUCUUUUCCACUUUUCCUGCACAAAAUGUGAACACAAGCAGGUUUAACAAUCUCAUUCACCACUUACAUCCUCCAGAUUCUCCUGCAGGGCUUUAUAACCGUUCUUACCAACACAUGUGUGCUGUAAUGUGUAGAACCAUGUAAGAGUGUUUGCCACCAGGUUACCUGUCAUCGCAGUUACCAUAGCAACCGUGUUCAAACCACACACUAGCAUCUCCUUUUUGUGAUACACUGACAUUGUCCCAUAUCUUAAUAAGCGUCCACAUGCGUUUUCUGCUACGAGUAGCUGCAUCACUGACGUUAUAGUAGCUGUACAUGUCAUUGUUUAGUUUACACAUCUUUAAAGUAAAUGAUGGUGUGUUUAGAAACUCAAGCACGUUUUAACAUGAACUGUCACAGCAUAAUAUAAAAUAUGAUUACCGUGAUUUUUAUUGCUCUAAUCUCACCAUCAAGUGUUUUUUUAAUCCUGACCAACAUGUAGCUCACUGCAUUAAGUGCAGCAGGAGGUGCCCGUCACUUUCUACUUGUGUCACAAUCACAUAUGGUCAAUGUUGUAGUUAAGUGUUGCUCGAUGAAAAAUAGGUUUGUUGAUCUACAGCAACUUUUAAAUCAUAAGUGUUGUUCCUGGAUUCCCCCUUUUCAAUAAAUUCAAUUAAAUUAAACCAUGAAAUAGUAAUAAAGUUAAAAUGUGUCAAAGA
Molecule: messenger RNA, 1647 nt
Organism: Betta splendens (Siamese fighting fish)
Lineage: Eukaryota; Metazoa; Chordata; Actinopteri; Anabantiformes; Osphronemidae
Product: recoverin-like
Exons: 4
Coding region: 338-916 (192 amino acids)
Molecular function (GO): calcium ion binding
Source: RefSeq, a predicted model, not a curated record